This is a messenger RNA of Akanthomyces muscarius, 2616 nucleotides long. RefSeq lists its product as uncharacterized. Bases 1 to 2616 code for a protein of 871 amino acids. Lineage: Eukaryota; Fungi; Ascomycota; Sordariomycetes; Hypocreales; Cordycipitaceae. Gene Ontology annotation, molecular function: microtubule minus-end binding; gamma-tubulin binding. The record is from RefSeq and is a predicted model, not a curated record. The transcript has 2 exons. Gene Ontology annotation, biological process: microtubule nucleation; meiotic cell cycle; spindle assembly. Gene Ontology annotation, cellular component: equatorial microtubule organizing center; centrosome; spindle pole.
AUGUCCUCCGAGAAAAUAGCCAACGCCAUCGACGGCCUAGUUAACCACCUGAUCCCAAUCGAUCCAAACGACUCGGAAGAACAGGUGCAGGAGCAGCACGAGAGACAUUUCGAGUUUGUUAAAAAUAGUCUCCGAAAAUAUUCCAACGCGACCGUAUCUUCAGACGUGACAUAUGCGUCAGAUAUAAUCAAGCGCAAACUCAUACAGACGAAUCCCAACCAAGCGCUCCGAUUCUCGCAUUUAUACUCUCGCCUUCUUGCCGUGCCAGUUCUAGAGCAAAAAUCGGCCAUUUUGCAGCUAUUAUACCACCUCUCCGACUCGCCAGACCCUUCAGAGCCUCUACCUCUCAGCCCUGUCAAGUCAUCUGCCACCAACCACAGAGAAGCCGUCAAUCGCGAAGCUACGAAGCGCCAAGAAAGAGAACGAGCCAAAACACCAGUCACGCCCACUUCAAAAUAUGACGAACUUCCACACAGGGAAUCGGUUCAGCCAGAUGCUUCCAGACCGACACCAUCUGCAGCCUCAAGGCAUGGCGAUGGUGCAAGACGGGAUGCUUCGUUGCAGGACGCACUCGAGGCGAAUUAUUCCGAACUGAAUCCUCCAGAAAUGGCCCUCUUGCGCGAUCUUCCGUUCACCCUCCAGGGGCUUUCUUCGACUACAUUGCCGUUUUCUGGCCCAGACACACUGGCACUGCCUCCUACUCUCCCGUUGCCAUUGGUAUCGAUUCUCCACGCACUAGCUGAACCGUCACUUCUUUACCGCCAGCUAGACGCAUUUUGUAAAACCCCAGCCAGCGGCCUAAUGGGCCAAAGUUUGCGGUCUAGCAUCGGCGCAGAGUUACGAGCAUACUUGACUCUCAUCGCGACGCUGGAGGCCCAAAUCCGCCGUGCGCUGGCGUCGGUGGAUAUGGACGCGCCUCGUGGUGGUAUUGGCAAGGCUGGGAUUACCCUCAAACGCUGUGUAAUGUGGACAAGAGAGGCUACGAUGGGAUUGCGGCUGAUGAGUAUGGUGGCAGAAGAGUCCAAGAGAAAGCGUGGCGGCCAAAUAAUAUCAUUGAUUCACGGAUUCGCGGCAACUCACGGCGACCCUAUUGUCUCGACCUUUGCAGAGCGGCUACUUGGAACUUGUACUCGGCCGCUUUACGAUAUUCUACGGCAUUGGAUAUACGACGGAGAGCUGUCUGAUCCCUACCAAGAAUUCUUUGUGCGAGAACAAACGGGCAAGCCCGACUCAGCAAAGCUCAAGGGCGGUAGCAACGUAUGGGAAGAUAAGUAUGAGGUUGCUGAAGAUCUGAUUCCCAGCAUAAUGACAUCAGACUUUGCCCAAAAGGUGUUUUUGAUUGGAAAGUCUCUCAAUUUUAUUCGACACAGCUGCGGCGACGCUCUUUGGGUAGAAAACUAUUCGCGAGCGGCGUCGAAAGAGCUGCGCUAUGGCGACACCGCUACCAUUGAAGCAUGGAUUGAUGAAGCCCACAAGACAACGAUGAAGCGACUUAUGGAUCUCAUGGCCAACAAAUUCCAGCUCUUUGAUCACCUACAGGCCCUGAAAAACUAUAUUUUGCUUGGUCAGGGUGACUUUAUCGCGCUGCUCAUGGAAUCCCUGGCUGCAACUUUGAAUCGGCCAGCCGGAGCGCAGUUCCGCCACACUCUCACAGCCCAGCUUGAACACGCCAUCCGCGGCUCCAACGCGCAAUACGAUUCACCAGAAGUGCUUCGCCGUCUCGAUGCUCGCAUGCUCCAGCUUUCGCAUGGCGACCUCGGCUGGGACUGCUUUACACUGGAGUACAAGAUUACGGCGCCAGUGGACGUGGUCGUGACGGAAUGGGGCAACCGACAGUACCUAAAGGUUUUCAACUUUCUCUGGAGAAUUAAGCACGUGGAAUUUGCCCUGCUCUCCACCUGGAGACGGUGCAUGACUGGGUCGCGAGGUGUGCUGCGAAACGCGGACCCCGAGUUUCUGCAGACCUGGAAGACGACGCGCGCCGCUCUCGCUGAAAUGAUUCACUUCAUCGGCCAGCUGCAGUACUAUAUCCUCUUUGAGGUCAUUGAGUCUUCGUGGGGCGAGCUGCAGAAGCACAUCCACAAGGAGGACUGCACUCUGGACGACCUCAUCAAAGCCCACAGCAAGUACAUGGACGACAUCACGCAAAAGGGCCUCUUGGGCCCCAGGAAGCGUCACCCAGCGUCGUCUGGUGCGGAGGAGCAUGAUCGCACGACGUAUCUCAUGCAGCUGGCGAGCUUGCUGCGCUUGAUGCUCGAGUACCGUGACUCGGUAGACGGCCUGUACGGUUGGAGUGUCACUGAGUUUUCACAGUACCAGGAGGAGGCUGCACGCAGCCGCUCGCGAGCUGGCGGCAGCGCGGCAGCGGCGGACGACGCGGGCAUGUCGAUGCCCGACAGGGUGCCGGCGUCUGAGUUUCCCGCGCUGCGUGACCGGCUGCAGCAUCUGGGCCGGUCGUUUGGUGUGCGCCUGAGCGCGCUGCUGAGCGACCUGGCGUACCAGCCGGAUGUGGAGAUGCGGUUCCUGGGCGUGGCCAUGAACUUUAACGACGUGUAUCCCGUGCGAAAGAAAUCAAAAUCGACGACUGCUGCUGCAGCCAACACGCCGAGGGGCUGA